GCGAGGGCGGCCCACGUCGGGAAGAUGGCGCUGUGUGUGCUGCGGAACGCGGUGCGCGGAGCGGUGGCGCUGCCCAGGCUGAAGGCAGCCCUCGAGGCCAGUGUCUGCAGGCCUGGGUACAGCUCCUUGUCCGGUCACAAGUAUGUUCCUCGGAGGGCAGUGCUGUACGUGCCUGGGGACGACGAAAAGAAAAUACGCAAGAUCCCGUCCUUGAAAGUCGACUGCGCGGCGCUGGACUGCGAGGAUGGCGUGGCUGAGAAUAAGAAGGUACCGACUGGCCUGGUUUCCCGAUGGAGGGAGGCUGGGCUGCGUCCACUGCUCCUGAGCCCUCACUGCUCACUGUUGGCCGGUGUCAGCACUUUGUGUCGGUUCUCAUGCUUGCUGUUAUGUGCCUUCUCUGAAAGAAGGACGCGUCCCAUCAAAAAUAUAACUUAA
This is a messenger RNA of Acomys russatus (golden spiny mouse), 435 nucleotides long. RefSeq names its product citramalyl-CoA lyase, mitochondrial-like. Bases 25 to 435 code for a protein of 136 amino acids. The record is from RefSeq and is a predicted model, not a curated record. Gene Ontology annotation, molecular function: (S)-citramalyl-CoA lyase activity. Lineage: Eukaryota; Metazoa; Chordata; Mammalia; Rodentia; Muridae. Gene Ontology annotation, biological process: regulation of cobalamin catabolic process. The transcript has 2 exons.